UCUCACCAUCUGGGAGGCUGGCUAGCCUGACAGCAAACAAGCUCAGCGACUUCUUACUGAUUGUCGCAAAGGAAUUAUUGUUGGAUUGGGCAUUACAGCGGGCAAAGGCAAGCGCAGAAAGCGCAAGAAAACGUCACAAGCUAUUUUUUUCCUUGUGGAAGUUGAUAAGCUUUUGCAGAAUGACACUAUUUCGCCGUUGUCGGUUUGAGGGCUACACAAGGGCACUUUUUGGCUGGACCGAAGCGCAGUGAAUUCCAUGACCUGCAUGGUGUCCCGUAUCCUCCACAAGCUAUUCAGGAAGACUCUAUGAGAACAAAAAUGUUUGCCAAGCUAAAGAAAAAGAUUGCAGAAGAGGCAGCCACAGUGCCACGGACCGGUGUUCGAAUCCCCCGCACCAUCAGCAAAGAAUCCAUCACCUCAGUUGAGGCCGACUCGGGAGAUGACUUUGCAUCUGAUGGGAGUAGCUCCAGGGAUGACCUGCCCGCACAACUCCUCAGGAGGAAUGCUCAAGUUCGUAAGCUGGAGGCCAAGCUAUCAGACUACGCUGAGCAGCUACGAGUAAUGCAGAAGACCAAGGAGAAGCUUGAAAUUGCAUUAGAAAAGCACCAGGAUUGUUCUUGAAAGCCCAGACUGCUUAUACUGAUGUCCAGUCAGAGUCGAUCAUCGUAAUCUGUAAAUAGUGGAACCUUGCUUAGCGUCAUUAAUUUGCUCCACAAGCUUCCAUCAAAAAACUUCAAGAGCAGAAUGAGUUCCAUCAGGCCGAUAGAGCCAAAAUGGCGGAAGGGAUGACGCUGGCUCUGGACAAGAAGGACCAGGAAUGGAUGGAGAAGAUGGUGGUUAUGGAAAAGGAGAAGUCCGCCUUAUCAGAAAGACUGAAUGAGAUGAUGGAGCAAAGCUUGGCACUUUUCCAGAAGAGGGAUGAUAUCGAUGAACUUGAAGGCUUUCAGCAACAGGAACUCGCUAAAGUCAAACACAUGCUGCUGAGAAAGGAAGAACAACUGGGCCAGCAUAAGCGGGACCUCCAACAGAAGGCGGCUGAGCUUCAUUCGACCAAGCAAAGGCUUUCUGAAAGUCAGGAGAAACUACGAGCUUUACAAACUCAGCACGACGAGAGCUCCAGUCUGAACACCGAGCUGGAAAUAGAACGGGAGGAGCUGCUGCUGCUCAGAGAAGAGGCAGAAAAGACAGCUAGUGAGCUGGAGGGGGAAAACCAGAAGUUCCGGUCGGCCAUCCAGCAGGUAUCAGAAGACCUGCACGAGUCACAGAGUAUGGUGUCCUCCUUAGAGAGCUCCCUUCAUGAUCUCCAGACUGAAAAUGAUGCCCUGAAACUGCAACAAAAAAAGUCUGCUGUUACUGAGGAGGACAAGGAGCGCUUGUUACGGGACCUUCAGAAGAAAGUGAGCUCCCUGGAAAGAAGGCUACAAGGGAACAUGACCCCUGAUGAACAUCUUCAGGAGCUUCUCCAGGAGAAGUCCAGUCUUGAACAGAGACUGGAGGAGGCCAGAAAAGAGCUCCUUGACCUUCGGACAAAGCAUGCUGAUACUGUCAGCUCCUUGCAGGCGCAGAUAUCCAGAACCACAUGCAGCAUUACCGAGCUGCAGACACUUCUACGACAUAAAGAUGAAUCGUCCAGGUGCUACCGAGAGAGAACUGACACACAAAUAGCAAACCUGGAGCAGCAACUCCACGAAAGUUGGGACGGACUGAAGAGUGCAGAGCAGCAGACAGUAGAGAAAGAACAGCUCGUAGAAAAACAGCGAGUAGAAUGGAGUACAGAGAAGGCCUUUUUGGAUCAGCAGUUGUGUUUGGUGCAGCAGCAGAGUCAGGCGAAGAUCAAGCAGCUGGAGGAGAGUCUAAUUGCCCUCGAGACGGACAAACAUGCCAUGCAAGACACAAUGGCCGACCUGGAAAGGCAAAGGGAUCAGGCAAAUGUCGCUCUGACGCAGCAGAUGCAAGAACUGGAUGAGUGCAAGGCGGAAUUAGACGGCCAGCAGACCAUUAGCACUGAAAUAGCAAAAGCUCUAGAAGAAAGCAGGCGACACAGAGAGGAGCUCCAAACACAGGUCGGGGAGCUGAACAAAUGUCUACAGAGCUCCCAAAGAGAAUUGUCUAUGCUCGGUGAGACGCUGCUGGUGAGAGAGAAGGACAUCCAAACACUCCAUGAUGAGGUACAAAGUGGGAAGAUGGCCCAUGUCCAGCUGCAAGAGGAAUUUGAACAGCAGCGGGUCCAAGGAGGGCAGAUGGAGCUGGACAAAGACUCCCAGCUCACGGUCUUGAGGGGGGAGCUUCUCAGCCAGACCCAACAGCUUGACCACUGUCAGGCUCGGAUCUCAUACUUGGAGGUGGAGGUGGAAACUCUGACGGAGCAGCUUCACAGCCCUGCUGUGUGCGAGGAGGAUCACAACGGCAGCAUGACAGUGGAUGACCUUGACAACAUACACAAGGUCAACCGAGAGCUGGAGCAGCAACUCAGUGACAAGACCAGGACCAUCAGACAGUUGCAGCAGCGAAUGGCGGAAUUGAAGAGGACGUUACAGAAAGAACUGAAGCUGAAGCCUGACCCAGAAGAAGAGGCAAAGGAGAAGAUGCCAGAAAGCCGAGUCGAAAAGGAAGAAAGGCUCUGUUCUGAGCCCCCACCAGCAUCCAGACCGAGCCCGUCCACUUCCAACACCACAGUGACCAACACCUCGGACCUUAACGACUCACGAGAAAUCAACUUUGAAUACCUGAAGCAUGUUGUCCUCAAGUUUAUGUCAUCAAGAGACGCCGAGGCAUACCAGCUAAUACGAGCUGUGUCUGUGCUGCUCAACUUCACUCGUGAGGAAGAGGACAUGUUGAAGCAAACCCUGGAGUAUAAAAUGUCCUGGUUUGGAUCCAAGCCUUCUCCAAAGGGUAUCAUCCGACCUUCUGUCUCAGGCGCUUCGAGCCCCUGGAGCUGAUGGCCCACAGGAAGGGCGGAAGGAAGGCAGGCAUAGAAAUAGGACCUACAGCACCUUCAGGAGGAAAUGAGUGCAGUGGUCGGUGCUGACACCCAAAUUCUGCUUUUGUCGGACAAGGACUUUUUAAAUCUGUUUUAGGAGACAGGCUGCGUGAAUUCUUUGAGGGAUUGAAGUCUGAGUGUAAGCAGUUGUUGCCGUAAAAUGACCUCCUUCAACACACAUUUACACUGGAAAAUUGGCACCACACAUUCUUCACUUGUCUUUUAUAUGUUCAUAAGUUCGUACCAUUCCUAGGUUAGUAUUUCAUUUGUACAUUGGUUCAUUUGCCUUUUUCAUUUCAUGUCAAAGGACUAAAACAUUUGCUAUGUUGCAACUUGGUUCGUAUUUGGUAUUUAUAUGUGAUCCACAAGUCCAGGACGACACGCUAAAGUCAUGACAGGACAUUAUGGCUGUCACGUAUUUGAAACAACAAGCGUUUUAUAACCCUUUCCAAUACUUGUUUGAAACUGAGAAUGAAACACCAAAUUUGAAUCUGUUCACUGGGCUUCUCCAAAAACUUUUAUUUUAAAUGUUAAACCAACCACUAAAACACAUUCUUCUGUUAGCCAACACAUUUUCAUCAAGAUGCUAUUUUUCUGGGGGAUUUUUGUAAAACGCAUUGGAAUAUUCACGGAACAUUUUAGCAUUAAAAAUAACAUUUUGAAUACUGGUGUAUUAACUGGAACGGAAACAAACACAAAUAUUUUGGCAGCUACCAAUGCUGUUAAUGUUUUAUGUAUAUAUACUGUAUAUACAUGUAUACAGUAUAUAUAUAUACUGUGUAUACACACACUGCAUAUAUAUAUAUAUAUAUAUAUAUGUGUGUAUGUAUUUGUGUAUGUAUAAUGUAUAUAUAAAAUACCUAAGGAAAAUAUAUAUAUAUAUAUGUAUAUACUGUAUGCUGUGAGAGUACGUGUGUGUGUAUGCUUUUUGAACUUUAUCAUAGGGAGGGAUGUGGCGUAUAAUAGGGAAGUGUAUAACAGGGAUGUGUAACUGGCUUGAUGAUCAGUUUAGUAUUUGGCAUCAUCUGCAACCUUCACGCUGCUUUUGACUCAUUUCAUCAUGUACUCAUGUUCAUCCCUCCGUGUCAGUAAAAGCAUCUUCUACGCUGCUUUUGACUUAUUUCAUCAUGUACUCAUGUUCAUCCCUCCGUGUCAGUAAAAGCAUCUUCUAGUUGUUGGGGUUUUUUAUGACAGCUUUUUACUGCUGUGAAAAUGUGUUAUUGUAUCCCAGUCAUUCCCAAUAACCAUCCUGUGUGAAGGCCUUUGUUUCCCUUAUUCCAGGAUUAUGCAUACUGUUAAAACACAUGAAUGCCGACAGGAGGUAUUUUUGCACAAUAUGAAGGUGAAUAUUAAGUCAGAGGAAAUGCGUGGUUCAUGCAAAGUAAUGUCUCUGUGAGAAUUAAGGAAUUUUGAAUGCACUUUUUUUACCUGUGAACCUGGCAACACAACUGUACUUUCACUACAGCUCUCCUGAUUUUUUUUGUCAUGAAGUGACAAAAAGGCUUGAUACUCCUGCCUUAUUAAUAAAAAGUGAAUGAUAAAAACAUGCCAUGCCU
This is a messenger RNA of Doryrhamphus excisus (bluestripe pipefish), 4536 nucleotides long. It is a transcript of the gene golga1, whose product is annotated as golgin A1. The record is from RefSeq and is a predicted model, not a curated record. Gene Ontology annotation, cellular component: Golgi apparatus. Lineage: Eukaryota; Metazoa; Chordata; Actinopteri; Syngnathiformes; Syngnathidae.